ACAGAGAGAAGACAAAUCUGCUUUGCAGAGACACGUGUACAUAAAUAGGAGGGUUGGUAAACAGUUCGGUCACGGGUAUUUAAGCACGAGCACGCGUUUACAGACUGCACGCCGAUAUAUGUUUGUAUGCGUUCGACGUCGACAAACCCCCCAUGAGCAAUACGUUGUAGAUAACGAACUGAAAUCCCGUCAGAAUCCGCGUUUACGGUUUCAAUAUACUCGAAACAGUUCGUGUGGAGACACAGCCGCGUGUGAAUCCCUUCGAGCCGAAUUGAAAAUGUUCCACGCCCGUGAUAUACUUCCGAUGCUGAUUUGCACGAUGUGUUUGAUAUCCUAUUGUGCGUCCUGCUCCCCGGAUAUUGGACAGCCGCUGGACUUGAGUCAGUUUGCAGGAGAUUGGUAUUUCGCUGCUGGCACGCCGAUAAAUGUAAGCCUAAGUAGAUGCGGACGGUUCUUGGUCAGACAAACGUCGCCCAACGCGUUUACGGUGAAAUUCACUGCACUCAGUUACAAGAACGAUAUUCCUAUCGUUUUUAACAUCGAUGGAAACGUCCAUGGGAAUGAUAUCGUUGCAACCUGGCAGCUUCAAGGAUCGGAAAAGAGAUUAGGGCCUUUUCGUCACGUAAUAGCCUUCGUAAAGUACGAUACAGUUCUUGGGAUGCUGGUCUGUUACGAGUCGACGCAUCACCAGGGAUACAAGUUCGUCAUGAUUUGGUCCCGGGAGAGAAGCCUGCCUUUGCCGAUCUUGAAGGAGCUCAGGUCCAAAAUGGGAGCAUACAUUAAUCAAGGCAGAAUUCGGAUGGUAGAUCACGGAGACUGUUAAACAAGCCGUAAAUUUGCACGCAACACUGCGUCUCAAUAUACUUAACAGCACUCCCGAAGAAUGAAUGAUUCAAGAAGGGUGACGCAGAAUUUACUCGUUCGGCUCAUGAAAUAUUCGGGUAACAACCAACUGAGCCAAGAGCAUCAACACCUGCGGUCGAAAUGGUAUCUUGAAAUACUUGGCUAUACCAUUGCGGUUGGAGUUUCAGCCAUGACGCGAAUCACCAAUAAAACUGUCAUAAACGAUGUAUUCCGUGGGGAAAUAAGAUACUGCGUUGAAUAUUUCGUAAUCGAAUAACGAUAUAGCGCGCGUCAUAUAAAUUCUAGAAUAUAAACAGAUUAAAUAAAAAAAUUUUUUAAUUAGACGAAAAUAAUAUUCCGAAUUUUUUACUAUUAACAAAUUCACACAGCAUUUUA
Bombus pascuorum is the source of this 1239-nucleotide messenger RNA. RefSeq lists its product as uncharacterized. Lineage: Eukaryota; Metazoa; Arthropoda; Insecta; Hymenoptera; Apidae. The record is from RefSeq and is a predicted model, not a curated record. The transcript is spliced from 4 exons. Bases 119 to 823 code for a protein of 234 amino acids.